AUGUGGACAUAUUGUUUAGAGUUGAGCUACAAAUCUUGUGCUCUUUUAGGUGGUUUCCUUCUUGGGAGAACUGUUGCUCUCCUCACAACCAUGACACUGGCAACAUCAAUGGCUGCACGUCAAGGUCCACUAGCAAUGGCUGCUCAUCAAAUAUGCUUACAAGUCUGGUUGGCUGUCUCUCUUCUCACAGAUGCACUGGCGGUAUCUGCUCAGUCCUUGAUUGCCACUUCUAUAUCGCAAGGUGAUUACAGAACUGUGAAGGAAGUCACUAAUUUUGUGCUAAAGAUAGGAUUAGUCACAGGGGUUGCAUUGGCUUUGGUUUUGGGCAUAUCUUUUGGUACGUUAGCCACCUUGUUUACCAGUGAUGCAGAUGUAUUAGGAAUCGUUAGAACUGGGGUGUUGUUUGUUGGGGCCAGUCAACCUUUGAAUUCUUUAGCUUUUAUUUUCGAUGGCCUCCAUUAUGGUGCUUCAGAUUUCGCAUUUGCUGCUCGUUCUAUGAUGCUUGUGGGGACAAUAUCUUCCAUGUUUCUGCUGUAUGCCUCAUCAGUUUUUGGUCUUCCCGGUGUUUGGUGUGGCUUGACUCUCUUUAUGGGGUUGCGAACGGUGGCAGGAUACAUCAGGUAA
Messenger RNA from Ilex paraguariensis (yerba mate), 624 nucleotides. The record is from the annotation of a GenBank genome assembly. NCBI's taxonomy places the organism in Eukaryota, Viridiplantae, Streptophyta, Magnoliopsida, Aquifoliales, Aquifoliaceae.